UAGCCCGCGGGACGAGUAGGGUUUUGGCUUCGGGCACGCUUUCUAUCCUUGCGCCGCCGCCGCCAUCUUCGCGGAGCGCCGCUUCCCCGUCAGUCUCUUCGAGCAUCAACCAUGGCGGAGCAGACUGAGAAGGCUUUCCUGAAGCAGCCUAAGGUGUUCCUCUGCCCGAAGAAGGCCACCAAGGGGAACAAGCCUGGCAAGGGGGGCAACAGGUUCUGGAAGAACAUUGGCCUUGGUUUCAAGACUCCCAGAGAAGCUAUUGAAGGAACCUACAUUGAUAAGAAAUGCCCGUUCACCGGCACUGUGUCAAUUAGAGGUCGCAUCAUUGCAGGAACUUGCCAUAGUGCUAAAAUGAACAGGACUAUCAUUGUUCGUAGGAACUACCUUCACUUCGUCAAGAAAUACCAGAGGUAUGAGAAGAGGCACUCUAACAUCCCUGCCCACAUUUCCCCCUGCUUCCGUGUUAAGGAAGGAGACCACGUGAUCAUUGGCCAGUGCAGGCCACUGUCCAAGACCGUGAGGUUCAAUGUGCUGAAGGUGAUCCCUGCCGGGUCCAAGAGUGGUGCAGUGAAGAAGGCAUUCACUGCCGCCUGAGAUUCCGAAAGCCACAGAUCAUCAGAUUUUGAUGUCCCAUUCUGUAUUGCUAUUCGAUCUGCACUAGGAUUUUUGACUGAAAAUAUCGUGAGAAAUUAAAGUCAAAGAGCGCUGAAUUCAGCAAUAUUGUUAAGACAAAAAAAAGUUCUGUGAUACUAUGCUGUGAAUGCUUUGUUUCAGUCACAA
Messenger RNA from Panicum hallii, 780 nucleotides. Its product is annotated as 40S ribosomal protein S11-like. Gene Ontology annotation, cellular component: ribosome; cytosolic small ribosomal subunit. Bases 112 to 594 code for a protein of 160 amino acids. The record is from RefSeq and is a predicted model, not a curated record. Gene Ontology annotation, molecular function: structural constituent of ribosome. The transcript is spliced from 6 exons. Gene Ontology annotation, biological process: translation. Lineage: Eukaryota; Viridiplantae; Streptophyta; Magnoliopsida; Poales; Poaceae.